AUGAACACAAAUAUAAGUAAUAACAACCAAUUAAACUAUAACGACACUUUAUACACACAAUUUAACAACAGCCCCGUUGAUGGAGUAAAUAUCGGCCCAAAUAGAAUAAGAAGAAACUCAAGUGUACCUGUGGUAUUUUACAGAAAUGAUCAAAUUUCAAGAAGAAACCGAAAUAAUGAGACACUCUCAGCCAAUCGCUAUCCAAUGCCAAAUAGGCAACUCUCAUCACCAAUUCAUUCCAACGUUCAUUACUACCCAUUUUACUCAAUAAAUUUGAUGAAUCGGCACACUGAAAUAAUGAGAAUACAUGAAGAACUUUCAAGAUAUCAUAAUGUUAUUCAAUCAAGAUUACUGAGCUCACCAAGAUUCAAUCCCACCAACACCAAUAACUCUGUGAAUACUAUUAAUACUAUCAAUACUGUUAAUAGUAUAAAUAUGGCUAAUAAUUUGACACCGAGAAAUAUGGUUGGAAAUGAUUAUAUUUACAUAACGAAUAAUGUAUAUAGUGGAAGUGGUUUGGGUAGUUCUAGGGUUAACAGCUUAGAUACACGCAGUUUCUCCCGAGUUAAUAGUGACUUGUCGCACUUAAACCAGGCACAAAUUUCCACAAUUCCAACGCAGUCGAUCAAUUUGGUAGAACCCAUCGAAGUGCAGUUACCGCCUGAAAUUUUGGAAUCGUUCCCUGUAAACCUUUUCACGGGCGAUUCUGGAGAACUUGACGAGAGUCUGAGGUCCUGCUCAGUUUGUCUUGAAGAAUAUCAACAAGGAGACGAAAUCAGACGACUGCCAUGUACACACUCAUUCCACAAACGAUGCAUCGACACUUGGCUUAAAAAAAGCACAAUUUGCCCUAUUUGCAAAUUCAACUACAUUAUCAUGAUGCAGAUUUAA
Theileria annulata is the source of this 891-nucleotide messenger RNA. RefSeq lists its product as uncharacterized. The transcript is spliced from 4 exons. Bases 1 to 891 code for a protein of 296 amino acids. Gene Ontology annotation, biological process: ubiquitin-dependent protein catabolic process. Gene Ontology annotation, molecular function: ubiquitin protein ligase activity. NCBI's taxonomy places the organism in Eukaryota, Apicomplexa, Aconoidasida, Piroplasmida, Theileriidae. The record is from RefSeq and is a predicted model, not a curated record.